AGGGACCGGGCCCGGGCGGGGGCUGGAGUCUGGGGGGCAAUGGAGGCUGCGACGGACUCCUCACUUUCCGGAGACCCCUGCCCCCGUCCUUUCUGCCGGCCCUUGCAUUUAAAUGGCUGCUGAAUUAAAAAUCCUGUCCUCGGUUUGAGACCACUUUCUCCGGCCUUACGGAUCUGACCGCGCAAAGUAAACUCUCCGUCCAGCCGUGGGUACUGCCUUUAUGGGGGUCGGGGACGAGUUUCUACCUACUCCUACACUCCCCAGGGCCCCAGGACCCUGCAAAGCUGGCAAAAGACGGGCCGGGUGACCUUCGAACCCACUUACUCUCUGAUUUUCCAGAGGAAUACAGCGUCGGGUCCAUUUUGCAGGUCUUCCUUUUUGCUGGUCGGCCUACCUGCCUGUUGGUGUCUGUCUGUCUGCUCCCUUGAGUUUUGUAUAAAAGAUCUGAGGAGAUGAGCAGCUGGGUUUCCUCAGGAAAGGCAGGUCUACUGCUGCACUUUGCUUCUCCUUCUGAUCUUUAACUUAGAUGCUCUUUUCUGGUUGAAGUUUGAGGCUUUCCUCAGCAAGUAACAGCUUGCUGCACAUGAGAAAUUCACUCAAAGAGGAAGGUGCAGAAAAGAUAGGAGAGGAAUGUGGGGAAACCAGAUUGUCUAAUUUUAGCCUGAAUUUUGUUGUAAGGAAAUCACCAUCUAUUGUCUAAAUGAGAAGUGUUUUGAUUGCUCAGGUUGGGAAAAGAAAAAACCCUCUGUCUGCUCAUGAAACAGCAGUAAGGAGUCACCUUAAAAGAAAGCUUAUUUUUUUUUUUUUUAUGUAGAAACAUGUUAAAUAACUAAACCUCAAGUCAUAGCAUUUUAGAAAUGGUAAGAAUCUUGAAGUCAAAAGGUUCAUUGCCAUGUUAUGAGUUUGACCACGGAAGAAGUGUCUUUAUUAUCUAUCACUGGGAAAUAUUUGCUAGUAGAAAUGCUUAGUGAAGGUUAUAAGAGUUUGCUCAUAGGUUUAGAGUUUUAUUUCAUAUUGAAAUUGCAGUAUUAGCAAGGAUAUGUCCCAUUGUGGUAGGAAAAAGAGUCACUAAUUAGAACCUGGAUUACUCUUUGCACUCCACCAUCUAAUUUCCUGUGUGACUUUCGAUGAAUUGCCUAACCUUUCUGUGCCUGAAUUUCCUCAUUUCUAAAUGGGAUUGCUGAGAGGAUGAAGGAGAAAAUACAAGACAGUAAUUAUUGCAGAGUACAUCACUUGAUGAGUACAGAAUAAAUGAUACCUGAGGCUGAUGAUGAUAGUGAGGGUCUCCGUGGCGAGCCCCCAUCUCCUCCUGGUCUGUCCGCCUCUCCACGUGCAGACCCUUGCAUUUGCUACGAUGCUCUCAUCCAGUGACUUUGCAUCUGCUUCUUGGGAGCUCGUGGUCCGAGUUGAACGUCCAAAUGAAGAGGAGAAGGAAGUGACGCUGAGAGUGUCUGGAGACCUGCACAUUGGAGGAGUGAUGCUCAAGCUAGUGGAACAGAUCAACAUAUCCCAGGACUGGUCAGACUUUGCCCUUUGGUGGGAACAGAAGCACUGCUGGCUUCUGAAGACACACUGGACCCUGGACAAGUGUGGGGUCCAGGCAGAUGCAAAGCUCCUCUUCACUCCUCAGCAUAAAAUGCUUCGCCUCCGCCUGCCCAACCUGAAGACGGUGCGACUUCGAGUCAGCUUCUCAGCUGUGGUCUUCCGAGCUGUCGGCGACAUCUGCAGAGCCCUGAAUAUUAGAAGAGCAGAAGAACUUUCCUUGUUAAAGCCUUCUGAUGAAUAUUUUAAAAAGAAGAAAAAAAGAGAAAAAAACAGUAAAGAGCCCAUAAUUGAAGAUAUUUUAAAUCUGGAGGUUUCUCCAACCAUUUCAGGUUCACCAGUAAAUCCUGGCUUAUACAGUAAAACCAUGACCCCAAUGUAUGACCCCAUCAGUGGAACGCCAGCGUCUUCCACAAUGACUUGGUUCAGUGACAGUCCUUUGACUGAACAGAACUGUAGCAUCCUCGCAUUCAGCCAACCCCCCCAGUCACCAGAAGUGCUUGCUGAUAUGUACCAGCCUCGAUCUCUGAUUGACAAAGCCAAGCUUAACGCAGGUUGGCUAGACUCUUCACGUUCCCUCAUGGAACAAGGCAUCCAGGAGGAUGAGCAGCUGCUGUUACGAUUUAAAUACUACACUUUCUUUGACUUGAAUCCCAAAUAUGAUGCUGUCCGAAUAAACCAGCUCUAUGAACAAGCCAGAUGGGCCAUUCUCUUAGAAGAAAUCGACUGCACAGAAGAAGAAAUGUUGAUCUUUGCAGCACUACAGUAUCACAUUAGCAAACUGUCAUUGUCCACUGAAACACAGGAUUUUACAAAUGAGUCUGAGAUUGACGAAGUAGAAGCAGCACUUUCUAAUUUGGAAGUGACCCUGGAAGGUGGAAAAGCAGACAGCGCUUUGGAGGACAUUACUGAUAUCCCUAAACUUGCAGAUAAUCUCAAAUUAUUUAGGCCCAAGAAGCUAAUAUUAAAAGCUUUCAAACAAUAUUGGUUCGUCUUUAAAGACACAUCUAUAGCCUACUUUAAAAACAAGGAGCUUGAACAAGGAGAACCAGUAGAAAAACUAAAUCUUAGAGGCUGUGAAGUUGUGCCAGAUGUAAAUGUGGCAGGGAGAAAAUUUGGAAUCAAGUUACUGAUCCCCAUUGCUGAUGGGAUGAAUGAAGUGUAUCUGAGAUGUGACCACGAGACUCAAUAUGCCCAGUGGAUGGCUGCCUGCAUCUUGGCAUCGAAGGGCAAAACCAUGGCAGACAGCUCCUACCAGCCCGAAGUCCUCAAUAUCCUUUCUUUUCUGAGGAUGAAAAACCGGAAUGCAGCAUCUCUGAUGGCUUCCGGCCUCGAAAACAUGGACAUGAACCCGGAGUGUUUUGUGUCACCUCGGUGUGCAAAAAAGCACAAGUCUAAACAGCUGGCAGCCCGCAUCCUGGAAGCCCACCAGAACGUGGCCCAGAUGCCCCUGGUCGAAGCCAAGCUGCAGUUCAUCCAGGCGUGGCAGUCCUUACCGGAAUUCGGCCUCACUUACUACCUUGUCAGAUUUAAAGGAAGCAAGAAAGAUGACAUUCUGGGAGUUUCAUAUAAUAGGUUGAUUAGAAUCGAUGCAAACAGUGGAAUUCCAAUUACAACGUGGAGAUUCACGAAUAUGAAACAGUGGAAUGUAAACUGGGAAAUCCGGCAGGUGGCCAUCGAGUUUGACCAGAACGUCUCCAUCGCGUUCACCUGCCUGAGCGCGGAUUGCAAAAUUGUGCACGAGUACAUCGGGGGCUACAUUUUCCUGUCCACACGCUCCAAGGACCAGAAUGAGUCGCUCGACGAGGACCUGUUCCACAAGCUGACCGGUGGUCAGGAGUGAGCAAGGCAGGCCUGCUGGGCCUACACAGAGGGCGGGCCUCGCUGGGCGCUGGGUCCACGGCCCAUCCCGUGUAUCCAUGCCAGACUGGGAGCAGUCAUCGUCACCGAACCCCGAGACCCUUGCCUCAUUUCAAACACCCUGCCCAGCAUAUCCCUGUCCUCGUUUUGCCCGGUGCUACCAGGGCUAGAGGGGAACUCAGCUAAUAAGCUCUUCUGUCAGUGGGAUGGGGGAGGUCGGGGACACUGCUCUAAAGCCCAGCCUGUAGCUACAUUUCUGUGACCUGCAGGCCCUGCAGGUGUAUGACUAGAGGUUGUCCUUGUGCUGAUCUGCUUUGUUGCUAAAUCAGAGCAAAGACGAAGGUUCAAGGUACAUGUAGCAGAGAGAAAUCUUUUUUUAUUUUAUUGGAAUAUAGUUGACGUAUAAAGUUGUGUUGAUUUCAGGCAUACGGCAAAGUGAAUCAGUUAUACAUAUUCAUGUAUUCAGUCCUUCUCAGAUUCUUUUCCCAUAAGGUUAUUACACAAUAUUGAAUAAGUUUCCCUGUGCUAUCAUGUUCAGCAGGGACAAAUCUUAUUCCAUACACUCAGGUAUGAAAAGAAAUAGCUUUCCUUAACAGAAAUAGCUUGUAACUCCUGCUGUGUGAAAAUGGCAAAGGGAAUCCACAUAUACACUCCUGUCCUAGAGGUCAAGGUCUGGGGGGGGUAAAGGCCUGGGGAAAGGUGGGGUUACCUGGUACCAGAUGGCAACAAGGGGCCAGGGUAAUGGCCCUCAGUGUCAUCAGUCCAGAGUGGCAUCUGCUGAGGUGACUGUUGACCCAUCUGGUCUUGGAUAUCGAUGCUCUUAGGCUACUGCCCCAUCCACAAGCCCAUCGCAUUCCUGGGGCUCUCUCAGCCACCUGUAGGUCCUUCUGGAAGAAAUAGUGACACCAGGAUUUAGGAAAACCCAUCCCUCAGACCCAUUCCAUGUCUAAACUACUUCUACUCUGAGUUAGGGCUCAGGAAGACAGGCCUAGUUCUCCCCAUAAAAGCCA
Sus scrofa (pig) is the source of this 4412-nucleotide messenger RNA. RefSeq names its product FERM domain containing kindlin 1 (gene FERMT1). Gene Ontology annotation, cellular component: focal adhesion. Gene Ontology annotation, molecular function: integrin binding. The record is from RefSeq and is a predicted model, not a curated record. NCBI's taxonomy places the organism in Eukaryota, Metazoa, Chordata, Mammalia, Artiodactyla, Suidae. Gene Ontology annotation, biological process: integrin-mediated signaling pathway; cell-matrix adhesion.